Molecule: messenger RNA, 2373 nt
Organism: Macrobrachium nipponense
Lineage: Eukaryota; Metazoa; Arthropoda; Malacostraca; Decapoda; Palaemonidae
Product: zwei Ig domain protein zig-8-like
Exons: 7
Coding region: 443-1360 (305 amino acids)
Biological process (GO): synapse organization
Cellular component (GO): neuron projection membrane
Source: RefSeq, a predicted model, not a curated record
CUCUGCGCUGCUUCUCCUUCUUCGUUCUCUCUUUUGCCUCCUCCCUCUCUCUCUCUUCAUCUCGUGCUGUGCCUAAUCCUUCCCCGGGGCACUACUUCUUCCCUCUGCCUUCGCCUUUAUUCUCGUCCUCCUUGCCUUCCCGCUCGCAGGCCAUCUCUUAAAUUCUUGUUCUCUCUCUUUCUAUUCCUCGAAGUCCUUCCCCUGCAUUCUUCUCCACCUUCUGCUGUCCAUCUCCUUCACUCUGCUCAAUUUUCCGUCCUAUUUACUCCUUCCUCCUUUCUCCUCCUCCUCCUCCCGUAUUCUUCUCUUUCCUAAUACACCGUCGACCACUCUUCUUCUUCUCCUUCUCGCGCCUGUGACCCAUCACAAAAAAAAAAAAAUAAAUAAAUAAAAAAAAAGGAAAAAAAGGAAAAAAAGGGGAAAAAAAUCGACGGUUUGCGAUAUGGUGCCGGAGAAGGGCUUCGCGAUUCGGACUUUCCUUUGUAUCUCCUGCUGUGUGACAACGCUGAAAGCAGGAUUUACUUUAGAGCAAGGAAUUCCCCACUUCAAUACGAAGCCGUAUUUCCUCGAAACGCCAUCCAGGAACGUGACUGCGUUAGAAGGCCAGUCGGCUUACCUCCACUGUCGAGUUGCUCAACUUGGGGAUAAAAAGGUGUCGUGGAUCAGAAAACGUGACUUACAUGUGUUGACCUCCGGAGUUCACACCUUCGCUUCCGAUGAGAGGUUUUUGGCCUUACACGCUGAUCGCUCAGAGAACUGGACUCUCCAUAUCAGGUUCAGCCAGGCGCGGGAUUCCGGGGAGUACCAAUGUCAAGUUAACACGGACCCAAAAAUAUCGAUGCUUUUUACUCUCACGGUCAAAGAGGCCGCCACUCUGAUGGACGGGUCUGAUCAGAGAUAUGUGCGAGCGGGAAGCACUAUUCAGCUCUCUUGCAAGACCUCCAUUGCCUCUCAACCGCCAGGUCUGCUCUACUGGUACAGAGACUCGGAAAUCCUUAGGCGCUCGGGGAGAGUGAACAUCACGACACAGAUGGAGAACGAGACAGUGAGCAAACUCAUGAUUCACGACGCGCGAAUCAGCGAUUCGGGGAACUAUACGUGUUGGCCGACCAAAUUUCUCCCGGCAUCCGUCAUGGUACACGUCAUCCCAGAGGAGAAAACGGCUGCCAAAUCGCAGGGCGGAGGAAGCAACGGAAACAGCAACAGCGGUUCGACGACGACAGCCACGACUGCAUCAUCGACCGGUGCCCAUCCAGUGCCCAGAUGCCCCUGGAUACCCCUGCUGGUGGUAGUGUUCUCUCAAGCCUAUAUCAUGCCCGUCCACACAGGUCCGAGUCUUCUUUCGGGACCUUACAGAUAGUUCGGUUCGCUCGUUCGCUAUUUCAUGGGUCCCAAACCAACUGAUUCGACCUGACCUGACUUUUCCCACAUCUCGAUGACGAUAAAAAAAGAGAUAAAUAAAAAUGAUCGUCUACUCGACUUUGAAAUGGCACACUGCUUCAGAGCGGAGGUUGCUCAGUGCGCCUACUUUCGUGCCCAAGUUUUUUUUUUUAUAUAUAUAUAGAUCUUAAGAUGAAAAGGAAACAAUAAGCCGAUAAAGACAAAGUGUUUAUACUCGAUAGUCUCUCUUCCAUGAUGUUUCGUGUCCUUUAUCUGGGCUGCACGUGCUCAGUCCAUUUGUAUUCGGAUUUAAGUGCAUGGGUGUAACCUCGAAGAAGUAUUCGAAUCAAAACAAAAUGUUUUCGUCGUUGUGUUGCAUCUUUCAAUGGAAGGUGACCGAGGUUUUGGUAAGCGGCUGAGUGUGUUGUUAGGGAGACUUUGUACUGCUUGUUAACAAGUGCUUCUUGGGGUAACAUAUAAUGUACUGGAACGACUUAUCACUGUACGCUAUAUUUUGUAAGGGUUUCUCUCUGUUUCAAUAUAAUCGUUUGGUUUUCAUCGUCUAAAAGAACACGCACAGAGGACAGAAUUGAUAUUUCGCAACACUCAAAAAAUAAAAAAUACCCCUUUCUCUCUCUCUUCUCUCUCUCUCUCUCUCUCUCUCUGUAUCACACACACAUACACAUUUUAUUUACUUGUGUGGCUGACGAAACCCGCAACAAAAAAUGGAUGAAAUAAAAGAAAAAAGUUAGUGGGCGUCUUUAUCUACUCAAGUUUCAUCCUUUGUGAGACAUUUUAUUUAUUGCCUUACAUUCCUUUCAUUCCUUAUGCCGGAGUUCCACGAAAGAAAGCAACCACACCUGACAUAUAGCCAAAUUUACGUUUUCCAAGGAUUGACAGUUCGAUCAUUGAACAUUAAAACUGGUGUCCCAGGGAAAUUGAAACAACUAUCCUAAAAGACAAAUUCCAUAAGAAGACCUAUUAUAAAUUAUU